Nylanderia fulva is the source of this 4960-nucleotide messenger RNA. RefSeq lists its product as uncharacterized. Lineage: Eukaryota; Metazoa; Arthropoda; Insecta; Hymenoptera; Formicidae. Gene Ontology annotation, molecular function: RNA binding. The record is from RefSeq and is a predicted model, not a curated record.
GAGAACAUUUCGGCGUGUGCCGACUAUUUUCAUCCAUUACUCCGUAUUUCGUCCCCCCCUCCCUUCCCCCCGGCCCCCGAUCGCAUCGACAUGGCGGAUUAUUGGGUAACGCGAUACACACGAAAAGACGCUUCACUAUUUUACGCGAAUUUCCGCGAGAUUCUAGCUCCCUUCUUUUUUCUCGAGAUGUGAUUUUUAAGAUGUUUCUUUUUCGCGCUUUCGUGUUCGUCGAUCGAUGAUCCACGGACAGUGUUGUUAGGUAUCAAGAACAAAUCGGCCUGCUCCAGAGAUUUUAUAGAAUGACAAUGAUGCAGCUAACUUAACAUAUUGUUCAUCAUCAUUGAUGACUGCUACUGGUGGCUCAAUCAUCUUUGUUCUCAAUCACCUCUUAUCUCUUGUCAUAUAUUUCAUCUAAGAGAGAGAAAGAGAGAGAGAGAGAGAGAGAGAACAAAAGACAGAGCAAAGAAGAAAGAAGUCAAGUAGAGUCUAAAAGAUACAUCGAACGAGCUGUCGAAAAUGAGCGUCAUAAUCAGGCUGCAAAAUCUGGCGUGGUCCGCCAACGCAUUGGACAUACGCCAGUUUUUCAGAGGUCUCAGCAUCCCGGAAGGAGGCGUCCAUAUUGUCGGCGGCGAAUUGGGAGAUGCGUUCAUCGCAUUCAGCACCGACGAGGACGCCCGUCAAGCGAUGAUGCACGAUGGCGGCAAGAUCAAGGAGAUGAAGAUCAAGCUGCUGUUGAGCUCGCGCACGGAAAUGCAAAAAGUGAUCGAAAACGCGCGACAGCAGACCUUGAGCUUGCAAUGCAUCAUGCAAACAGCGCCCGUAGCGGUACCGGCCGUGGUUCCUGGCAAGCAGCCCGGUUCGCCGACUGAGAACAACAGGAGGGACAAGGACAACGACAGCGAGUCCAGCAAUAAAGACCGCAAGGAUAGGCGCGAUCGCUCAAGAUCACGGGAUCGUUCCCGAUCGCGCGAUCGUGAUCGCGAUCGCGACCGUCGUGACCGGGAUCGCGGCAGAGAUCGACGACGGCGGGAUCGCAGCAGGUCGCGUGAUCGGGAACGUGACAGACGUGAUCGGCGGCGUCGUAGGGAUCGGUCGAGAUCGCGCGAUCGCACACGGUCGCGCGACCGCGACUCGAAGAGAGGUUCCACGAACGAUCGCCGCAAAGACGUCAACGAGGACGACAACAACGAUGUCGUCUGCGUAGGUCAGUUUCACAAGGAUAAAGCGUCGGCCGCGUCGAAGAAGCCGUUGGAAAACGGCGUCUGGGAGGUCCCACCUCAGACGCAGAUGCAAGCCGCACUGUUGGCGCCCGGUAUUUUAGGCGCCGGGGUCGCUGCUCUGUCGCAAGAUUCCGAGACUCAGCGCUCGGCUAUUGCCGGUUUCGGUACGUCCGUCAUAGGGCAGCAGCCGAUGCUGCAAUCGGGACAAUUCUCCAUAAACGGUCUCAACGGCGUCGGGAAUCUGAUGCAACCGCACGUGCAGGCGCUCGGCCACACGGUAGGAAUGACGUCGUUAACGCAAAAUCUAAGCACCGCCAAUCUACCGAGUUUGAGUAGUCUGGGAACUCGCUCGAAGGAGCCCUGGAGUCAGAACGAGCAAAGCAGACUGGAUCAGGCUGGACGAUUCUCCAGCCGAUCGAAUCAGUUCAACAAUCAGGAUUACAGCACGAGCAGCAGUUAUCGUGGCAACAGACCGAAUAAUAACUUCUUGAGUAAAAUGCAGGAACUCGAGGGUCGACGUAAUCCGCAUGCGUUUCAGGCCGGCGCCAACUUCGGAAACUACGAGAAUGAUCGCCAAUCGUCCGGCAGGAAGUCCGGCAGUUCGAGAUUCUCCGACAGCAAGAACAACGGCAGCAGCAGCGGUCAUUGCGUGGAAGUACGUAACAUGCCGUUGAGUGCGUCGUAUGCGGAUAUACGUCACGCAUUCCAGGGUAUCUAUAUCAGGAAGGACGGUAUGAAGCUAAUCAACGACACCCAUGGUAAUCGCGUAGGUAUUGCUUAUGUUAAGUUCGGCAAGGCCGAAGGUAAGGAACAAGCUUUAAGCGGAACAAGAUACGUGCGAGGUUCCGAGGUAGAGGUACUUCACUUGGACGAAAGUAUCUUCGACAAGGCAGUGAACUCUUAUUCACCUGACAAGGAGGACGACGGCGACGUGAGAAAUUCCAUGUGUAUCCUCUUGACCGAACUACCAUCCUUCACCAAAGAGAUGGAUAUAGCUAAACUAUUCCACGACUGGAAGAUCAACGAUCUCUUCAUCACGAAUACCAAGGAGUCCGGCACCACCCAGUACAUGGCUUACGUUCAGUUCGCGCGACUCGAGGAUGCCAAAUCGUCCUUGACCACGACACUGAAGAUCGGCAGCAAACAGGUGACCGCGACCGCGAUCAGCGAGGAGAAGUUUGCACAGGCAAAGCGCGAACACGAGCAACUGACCCUGAAUCAAACGGAUUGUAUCUUCAUGCGCGGUUUACCCUUUCAGACAAUCGACCGCGACAUCUUUGACUUCUUCUCAGACAUCGGUAUCGUGCCGCUCUACAUCCAUAUGAUGCUAAAUCAACAGGGCAAACCAUCCGGAGAGUGUUACUGCGAAUUCGACUCGGCCGAGAAGGCGGAACGCGCCAUUGCUAAGAACGGUCUGCCGCUCGGCAAGAACGUACCCACCAUCGAGCUAGUACCUCGCGCCAAGAUGCUGGAAACCCUCGGCAAUAUGCCGGAAGUGCAGCAGCAGACGCAACAGCACUUCCCGCCGAUAGAGCAGCACCAGAGACCGCCACGCUUCUCGGCCGGUCCGUUGGGCCACAUGCCGCGAUUCGGCAAUACUGGUUUUGGGCCCCGCUGCCCACCCGGCUUGAUGAUGCCGCGACACAUGCUGGGCCGUCACCCGCCGUCCAUCGACUACGUAGACGGAGCUAUGGGCUUCGGCAAACCCGGUUGCGUACUGUCCCUGGAAAAUGUGCCGUUCAAAGCGGACAUUAAUGAGAUUAUCGAGUUCUUUGGUGACUUUGAUAUUAAACGGGAGAACGUAAUUCGUCGUUACAACGACAGGGGAAUGCCGACCGGAGACGCACGAGUCGCCUUUUCGUCGCCUAGCGAAGCUCAACGCGCACUCAAGGAACUCAAGCAUUGCAAGAUGCGAGAGCGCACGAUAUACAUGAAGUUGGCGUGAGUUCCGCCGCUUCGUCGCGCGAAGACUGACGCUGAGACGUGAAAGGACACCAUCGUUGGACCAUGUUUCAGGUGGGAGUUCGAAAUACAAGGACAAUUGCAAUAUUUAAUAUCGGAAGACGUGUAUCUUCGGUGAAUUAAUGUAAGAGUUUGGUGAAUUAUUGUAAAGUUUUAUACGAGAAUCCUCACCAAUAAGCGCCACAAAGGGAUAAAGGACGCUUUGACAGUUGGAAACGUCUUCUUCUUCUGUAAAAAAACUACUUCCCUUUUAUUAUAUAAAGGCGCGAGACUCCUUAGCGCGUCCAUAAUUUUUAUCUUUGUGUACAUAGAACGCAUAGGUUUAAAAACGAUUCAUUUUCUUCGCUCAAUCACAUUCUGAUUUGCGAAGUGACCACAUCCAAACUGAAUUUGUCCAGCGUUAUUGAAGAUGCUCAAUGGGCAAAUUUUAUUUUCUGUGCGUUAAGGACUGAGGUAGUAUUUAAGUGACGAUUGGAAAAACGCGCUCGUCGCUGAUGAUUCCUUGAACUACAUUAAGAACGUAGACUAAUUGUAGGAUUUCUCAUCAGAGAAUAAGUUUUUCUUUUUUUCUUUUUUUUUCUUUUAUAAAAUUCAUCUUGUAAAAAUUCUUUAAUUAUUUUUUACAGAUCGGCACUUUUUAUUCUAGAAUUUUAGUAAAAAGGCUGAAUUUACAAAAAAAAUACAAUACACAUAUAAAAGAUUACAUAUUUUUUUAUUAUUAUUAUUAUUAUUAAUAUUACUAUUUUCAAUACUAUUGCAAUACCAAAAAAUAAUGUUUUAGUUAUGCGAAUGGCGGAAGCAGAGUACAAAGUUAGUGGUUUAACCAGUUACGUUUGCUUUACGUUUCGUGUAAAAACAUUUGGACGAGCGCGAGUCAAGUAUAGCAGGCCGUGCAACGUAUUUUCUAUACAAGAAUGAGAGUAUAUGUACAUUACAUGCAUUACAUAUCUUAUGUAAUAUAUGUAAUAUAUGUAUAUAUUUAUACUUUACUCGAUAGGUAAAAUAUAUGUAUAUUACAUAUAUUAAAUGUACAUAGACAGAGAGAUUAUGCGUACGUCAUAAUCUUAGUGCAACUAUAAGUGUCUACUGUGCGUGGACUUGUAAAAUAAUUUAUAAAAACGAAUGAGAAAAAAAUAAAAAUUUAUAGAUACAUACGAUAUUCACAGGCAUUGUCAUAAGUUUGUGUUACACGAUAAUGAACACUUCAAUAAAUUUUUAUCUAAACUUUUGCCUUUUUGCCCACCAAAGAAAUAUCUAAAACAUUAGCAUUAAAGCGCGAUAAGUUUAAAAUUAAAUAUAUUCAAAAUAUCUAUUUUUCUAAGCAAAUGUAAUAAUUUGCAAAAAAAUUUGCAAGCUUUUAAAUCUCUUGGAAUAUAGAUUUCGAAGAUCGAAAUAAGAGAAAGCUGUUCUCUUUCUCUGUCGAUUUAUAUAAAAAAUCAAUCGUACUGAUUAGAAUGUAUUCAAUCAACUGCAAUACAACCAUAUGCUGGUGUCGAUGACAAAUUUCCUGGCAAAUUGCUGGUAGGGUCGCACCGUCCUACGGGACGGUUCCGUGACGAAAGAGUGCUGCAUCGAAUCGGUGCUGCCUAAAUAUUGAGUCACGAGCUAUUUCUGUAGCCGCGCCUCAGCCACAAGUCCGUGACACGUCGAACAGCAGUAGCGCAUUUCAACUUGUGACGAAUGGGACCCUUCCCUCCGCAUAUAUUACACUAAAUUAGUUAUAAAAAUAAGAAAUGUAAAAUAUUUUAAUUGAGAAUAAAUUACACUCUCAUAUGUAA